Messenger RNA from Perognathus longimembris pacificus (Pacific pocket mouse), 4277 nucleotides. RefSeq names its product zinc finger protein 770 (gene Znf770). Lineage: Eukaryota; Metazoa; Chordata; Mammalia; Rodentia; Heteromyidae. The record is from RefSeq and is a predicted model, not a curated record. Gene Ontology annotation, biological process: regulation of transcription by RNA polymerase II. Gene Ontology annotation, molecular function: DNA-binding transcription factor activity; RNA polymerase II cis-regulatory region sequence-specific DNA binding.
UCCGCCCGACGCCGUGGGCCCCUGCGGACGCGCUCGCUGCCCGGGGCGCCGGGGGCCUGGCCGCUGCGAGGCCCCCCGGCCGCAGACCGGGGGAACAAAAAAAAAAAAAAACCACCAAAGAACACCAGUGGGAGAACACAAAAGCUGCUGGAAAGAGACUUAGAGCUGUGUGCAGCCAUGUAUAUGCAUGGUGCUGAGAACACUAUGAAGCUGGUGCAAGCGUAUUCCUGAAGGAUACGAUGGCUGAAAACAGUCUGAAAGUGCUAAAGAUUCAGCAGUGUGUAGCAGCCAGCAAACUCCCUAGAAGCAAGCCAUACAUUUGCAAUAUUUGCUUCAAGCACUUUGAAACACCAUCAAAAUUAGGUAGGCAUUAUCUCAUUCAUACUGGUCAGAAGCCAUUUGAAUGUGAUGUGUGUCAUAAGACCUUUAGACAACUAGUUCACCUGGAGCGGCACCAGUUAACUCAUAAUAUGCCUUUUAAAUGUAGCAUUUGCCAACGCCACUUUAAACAUCUGAAGACAUUCAUGAAGCACCAACAGCGUCACAAUGAGACCUAUCAGAACGAUGUCAAGCAGGCCCGAAGACUGAUGGAGGCCAAGCAGGAAAAGCCAGCAAGCGGCGGCUACGGGACUUUGCCCCCGGAGGAGAGAUGGGCCUUAGCCCCAUGCUCCAAAUCCGAUCCUGAGUACAGCACCGGGAAACGAAGGAAGAGCAUUCAUGCGUGUGCCAUCUGUGGCAAGAUAUUUCCGUCGCAGUCAAAACUCGAUAGGCAUUCACUUAUUCACACUGGGCAGAAGCCUUUUAAGUGUCUCCUGUGCAGUAAGUCUUUCCGGCAGUCAGGGCAUUUAAAAAUCCACCAGCUCACACAUUCAGAAGAAAGACCUUUCCAAUGUUGUUUUUGUCAAAAGGGAUUUAAGGUUCAAAGCAAACUUCUGAAGCAUAAGCAAAUCCAUACUAAGAGCAAGACAUUUCAGGCUCUUGCAUCAAAGUUGAGGAGUUCAGAGUCCUACUUCCUGCCGCACACAUUAAAUGUCAAGCAGGAAGGUUUUGAGAAUGGCAGUGUGGGUGAGUCCGAGGGGAAUAACCCACCUGAGGUCCACUCUAUUUAUAUCGUCCCUUUUCAGUGUUCCGAGUGUGAAGAAUGCUUUGAAUCAGAGCAGAUUCUCAAAGGACACCAGUGUUUUCCUGCCAGAAGGGGCAAAACGCCACGUAGGCUCAAAAAAACCUACAACUAUAAAACCAUUGUAAAAAAAAUCUUGGCUAAGCUUAAACGUGCUGGGGGUAAAAAAAGAGGGAACGGUCCAUCAGAGAGAAAAGCAUUUAAAAGUAGUUUCCUGAAAACUUGUGGUAAGUCUAGUCAGCAGAAUUCUGAACAAACUAAGAGAAGAAUUCUGGGUUCUCCUGGCAGGCAGGGGCUGUAUAGGAGAAUUGGCAAUAAAAAGAAGAAAGCACCGACUUUGCCGUUUUCUUGGCAAAAGCAGUUCCAGAACCAAAAUAGGGGGGAAUGUUUGAAAGAUAUCCUUACAUCAUCAGAGAGCCGAUUAACUAUGGGUAGCUCUGUGACUAAUAAAGACUUGUCAGUUUAUGGUUCAUCAGGAGAGGAGUUCUUCAGUAACUGUCAAGUGUUUCAACACUGUGGUUUCCCAGUUCCAAGUGAGAACAUACUUACUGGACAUAAGAUAUAUCCUUGUGAUAAAUGUGAGAAAGCGUUCCCUUCUCUUUCUAAGCUACAGAGACACUAUUUAAUCCAUACUGGACAGAGGCCUUUUGGCUGUAAUGUUUGUGGGAAAUCUUUCAGACAGUCAGCUCACUUAAAAAGACACCAAGAGACUCAUAUUGAAAAGAAUCUCUAUAGAAGAUCAUUUUACCAGCUAGACUUUGAAAUGUUGAACAGUUUUUAUCCCUCCAGUGGUGAUAGCUAUAAUGCUUCCCAGCAUCAGGCUUUCGGUUUUCAGACCUAUGAGGUUUCACAGUCGAAUCAAUUAUCAGAGAUGGGAGUGAAGCCAGAAACCGAGGAUUUCAUUCUGGUUGCCUAUGGCGGAAGCGAGCGGCCUUUCCUCCCCAGUGCACUCUGGUCCGAGCAGAGUCAUUUCAGCGGCUACCCAGGGUAUCCGGAGAAAAAUGAUGGUCUCCUUUACCCGUGCAGCGUGUGCUGUAAGAGUUUCCGGUCUCCAUCUAAGCUUGAGAGACACUAUCUCAUUCACGCGGGGGAGAAACCUUUUGAAUGCUCAGUUUGUGGCAAAAGGUUCAGGCAGGCCCCGCACUGGAAGAGACACCAGCUCACCCACUUCAAAGACCGCUCGCAGGAGAAGGCCGCCACCAGCGACCCGGCUGUGUGACCGCGGGCGCUCGGGCUCUCCAGACGCCUGCCUUGGGGGGGUCUCCCGGGCGGUCAUCUGCCCUGCGUAGUGAGAGCGAGGUGGAUAGGAAAGGUAGUGUUUUAGAAAUCGCAGUUGAAAUUGUAGAGGGAAGGGUAUGGCUUGUGUCAUUCAGUAAGCAUUUAUUUUCAUAUUAUAAACAUACUUUGGCUCUGCUGAGAACCCCGUGGUGUCCGCAAGCUGCAGUGCAUCCCACUGUGUUUGCUUUUACAAAGGAGAGUAGUUUUCAUCUGUGGCUCAAAUUACUUUGCAAGACAUUGUUCUUCUCAUAGGUUUAAAAGUCCUAGAGAUACAGGCGAAAGGGAGAAGAAUCUUUUGCACUGGUCUUUUCAAAGCUGGUCUUGGACUGGCUGUUUGACCAGUGAUCUACCAAGUGGCGGUUCUGUUUUUCCCCGUUUUGUCAGGAUCACUGUUGUAAUUCCCAGAAGAACUUAAAAGUAGGAGAGAGGCUGGUUUGUGCUCACACACGUUUCCCAUGGCUCUUUCCUGGAGUGUUUUCUGAAUGUCCCAAUUGUCUUGGUAACGUGUGCGGCUUUGCUUUUCUGAGGAACGCUUGCGGUUCGUCUGUGUGCUUGCUGGUUGGGAGCCCUGGCCACAGAUAAGCUUGUCUAGAGCGGCAUUUGCGGGACUUGGCUUUACUGUGGAGCAUUCUUUCGACUUGCCUAAGCCUAUCCUACUGAGCCUGAGAAAAUGGCAUGACUUUAUCUAGUUUUAGGUUUCAUUCCUCAUGCAGUUGCAAGAUGCUAACGCUAAGAGUUUAUUUGAUCCUUACAGCAUUUUUUUCAUUAAUAAGGUAAUCAUCCCAAUAUAGGAAUUAGAUGCUUAUAGAAUCCAAGGUGUUAUUUUUCUUAAUAGAGUGAUCAUGAUUUGGAAGCAUUUUAAUCCUAACUGUAAGAGACUUUUUCAUAACUACACAAUCAAGCUUCGUGUUUGCCAUACUUUAAGAAAUCUUUAAGAAUGACUUUCUAGCAAUAAAAAAAAGUUCACCAUUGUGUUUCUAAAGUGACGAGAACAGCAUACUUCAGUCUGGGGGAAACCCUCCAUUGAGAUGUGGGUAAGUGGAUGGUUGUAUGUUUGCAUCAUGUUCUGAGAACUGUCUUGUGAAGGGGUGGGAGGGAGGAGGAAGGGUUUUGUCUGCUUGCUUUAUCCCAAGUGAUUUUUUUAAGUAAGUUGGGUUUAAUUUAUAGAGUAGGAAUAUGACUGAUUAAAUUGCCCAAAUGAUGUACAAAUGUGCCUGUUUUGUUUUUUUGUUGUUGUUUUUAAAGGCGAAGCAUUUAUCUAAAACAGAGGAAAAUCACAUGCUUUAAUUUCCCUGUGUUUGAGAUAUGUUUCUCCAGUAUGAGCAAGACAUGGUUAACAAUAUUUGCUUUGCACAAAAUUCUUCAAGAAUACAUCUGUUACGUAAAGGCAGAGAAUUACUAGUUCCUAUUUCUGAGAUGAAAAGCUCAAAAAUUAUUUGCUUAGUGUAUCAGAAGCUACAGAUGUUGGCAUUUUUCUAAGCUAUUUAUAUAAUUUUAUUCAAAGAACAUGUCUUACUCCCUUCCUGACCUAGACAGGGAGAGUUGAGUGUUAUGUUUGUGUGACUAUGAGACUUUAUUUGCCUAAGUGAUAUACUUUCCUUUGGCCCAUGCCUAUUUAAGCUGUUUCAUAUUGAAAGUUGGAAUAUUGUAAAAAAUUUUGUCAAAGAUGUACUGUAGUGCUAUUUGAAGUACCUGUAACAAAAUACUUAUUUUCCUUUAUUAUCAUUGCAAGCUUCAUAUGGAAAUUUUAUAGGAAUGAAGAGAAAACAGACGUUAAGUAAUGGUUUGCCGUGUGCUAGAGCUGUAGGUGCUAUGGAAUCAAUUCCUUUGGUUUUCUGGGGAAAAAAAUAAAGAUCACUUGGAUGUCUUGUUUGGAUGA